AUGGCAAGAUUACCAAGCAAGGAUCGAAAGAAGAUACAACUGGAAAGAAUUGAAAAUGAAAAGGAAAGAGCGGUUACCUUGUCUAAAUGGUGCAAUGGCAUAUUCAAAAAAGCCAAUGAACUAGCCACACUGUGUCAUAUACAGAUUGCAAUCAUUCUUUUCUCCAUUACUGGAAAGCGUCUCUCUUUUGGUAGUCCCAACGUUCAAUCUGUUGUAAACAAAUUUCUCAACCCAAAUCAACUCGACCAACAACCAAAUGAUUUCAUCAACAUGGCUGUCAACUCUAAUCAUGAAUCCAAACUACAGGAUUUUAACAAAGAAUUUGAUGAAGUGAAUGAGCAUUUAGCAAAUGAGAAGAAGUAA
Molecule: messenger RNA, 363 nt
Organism: Cynara cardunculus var. scolymus (artichoke)
Lineage: Eukaryota; Viridiplantae; Streptophyta; Magnoliopsida; Asterales; Asteraceae
Product: agamous-like MADS-box protein AGL62
Exons: 1
Coding region: 1-363 (120 amino acids)
Biological process (GO): regulation of transcription by RNA polymerase II
Molecular function (GO): RNA polymerase II cis-regulatory region sequence-specific DNA binding; DNA-binding transcription factor activity, RNA polymerase II-specific; protein dimerization activity
Source: RefSeq, a predicted model, not a curated record